Homarus americanus (American lobster) is the source of this 5862-nucleotide messenger RNA. It is a transcript of the gene IKKepsilon, whose product is annotated as inhibitor of nuclear factor kappa-B kinase subunit epsilon-like. Bases 418 to 2814 code for a protein of 798 amino acids. Lineage: Eukaryota; Metazoa; Arthropoda; Malacostraca; Decapoda; Nephropidae. The record is from RefSeq and is a predicted model, not a curated record. Gene Ontology annotation, molecular function: ATP binding; protein serine/threonine kinase activity. The transcript has 16 exons. Gene Ontology annotation, cellular component: cytoplasm. Gene Ontology annotation, biological process: peptidyl-serine phosphorylation.
UAGAAGUAAUUUGUAAUAACAUUCCUCCCAGUAUGCUAGUUGACAUAUUACAUAAUAGAAGAUGUCGUUUUAGCUACUCAUGUCAGCCAGAGAAGGAAGCUGAUAAGAUAAAGUUUAUGAGUGUGGUGUGUAUACGAACACUUCGUUGAAUUAAAAGGUCACCCAAGUAUCCUGAUAAAUUGGAUCUGCAUGUACUACACAGAAGUCUAAAAGUUCUCUCAGUCAGCCAGUCCAUUAGCAGGGGUUGAUGCAGCAGGAAAGAUAUCAUGAGAGUUGUGGCCAGAAGCAGUAACUGAGUUGUCCCAGUGGAAUGUCUCGGCAGACUGACAAGUGACUACAAUCUCAGGAGAAAAACUGACUUAUUAUUAGAGAGAUUAUAACACAGUGUAAUAUUGUAUACAGGGUAUAUCAGAAAAAAUGUCGGGAGAUCAAUUUUACCAAGGAACCAGCUUUCUGAAGAAGAAAAAAGUGAGCGUGUCCGGAAUGUCUUUUCUGAGAGGUUCUGCAAACUAUGUGUGGUGUACGACAUCAGUUCUCGGCAAGGGAGCCACCGGUGCCGUCUUCCAGGGACUCAACAGACAUACGGGUGAACCAGUGGCUGUCAAAACUUUCAAUCAGCUGUCACACAUGCGGCCACAUGAGGUACAGAUGAGGGAGUUUGAAGUGCUAAAGAAAGUCAACCAUGAGAGCAUUGUUAAGCUCUUGGCCAUUGAGGAAGAGCAAGAGGGGAGAGGAAAAGUGAUCGUCAUGGAGCUGUGCACCGGUGGCUCGCUAUUCAACAUACUCGAUGAUCCAGAGAACAGUCAUGGUCUGGAAGAAGGAGAAUUCAUCCUAGUCCUCUCACACCUAGCUGCUGGUAUGAAGCACCUACGAGACAACAGCCUUGUUCAUCGUGACCUCAAGCCCGGCAACAUCAUGAAAUUUAUAGAUGUUGAUGGUUCGACAAUAUACAAACUCACAGACUUUGGUGCAGCGCGAGAGUUGCAGGAUGACCAACAGUUUAUGUCUUUGUAUGGCACAGAGGAAUAUUUGCACCCUGAUAUGUACGAAAGAGCUGUACUCAGAAAGCCAGUAGGAAAAACCUUUGGUGCUAGAGUAGAUUUGUGGUCUAUAGGUGUGACACUCUAUCAUGUAGCAACUGGGCAACUCCCUUUCCGUCCUUAUGGAGGCAGACGCAAUAAAGAAACCAUGUACCACAUUACUACAGAAAAGGCACCUGGCGUUAUUUCAGGAGUACAGACUUCAGAGAACGGACCCAUUGAAUGGUGCACAGACCUUCCUGAAACCUGCCAACUCAGUUUAGGCCUACGAAAGCUAGUGACUCCUCUACUAGCAGGACUACUAGAAGUGGACCCCCUGAGAAUGUGGAACUUUGAGAGGUUCUUCCAAGAAGUGACAAUGAUCUUGAGUAGGAAAGUGGCCCAUGUUUUCCUUGUUAACAAAAUUCAGCCACUGACUGUCUAUAUGGGCCCAGAGCACAGGUAUGAGGAAUUGCAAUAUCUUAUAUGUGAACAGACAGAAAUGAACCCAGACAACCAGUUGUUGUUAUACGAUAAUAAGCACUUAUGUGAUGUGGUGGCCCCAGACCAGCCAGCGUCUUCAUACCCCUCAACCACCCCACGCACACCAAUUGUUCUCUUCUCGAAGCAGGAUGAUGAUGUUACACUUACUUUGCCGGAAUCUCCAGCUGUGAAGUUUAGCAGUUUCCCAGCAUUGGUGAGUGUGGAGCACGAUGCUGCUGUUGGCAAGUCCAUGUGCUCUGUGGGUCAUGCUGUUAAACGCAAGAUUGACUACUUCUCAAAGUGUGUUCAUUUGACAGAGUACAGUGUACUCAUGUUCAUAGCGGUGAUUGUUCAGGAGCUGACAAGUCUUAAGAAUCAGAUGGGCCACGUACAAGCCUUAACAUCAGCUGUUAGUGACCGCUUUAGUCAAUUAGUGGCUAAUCACCGCAGGUUCCUCAUGCUCACCCAGAUGUGUGGAGGCAACCAGGACACAUCUUCACAGCCUCUUAGGGAACGAUUAGAGGAUUUGGUCAACAAUAAGGUUGACUCUGAGAAAGCUGUACGUGACUCUCUGAAUGCCAUAGUGCCCGUGGUGAACCAGCUACAUGAAAGGGUGGUAAGUGGGGCGCAACUACGUCGUCAGUGGCAGCAGGUGAGGAGUGAUGCAGCAGCUGUAGAGAGAGCACCAAACAAAGCAGCGACACAUGUUAACAAGAUGCGGGAAUCAUGGCAACACCUUCUGAGAGACAGAGCAGCAAGGACCUUGACUUUCAAUGAUGAACAGUUCCAUUUGUUGGAGAAGAUGAAGAUGAAGGAGACCGCUAAAAGCUUGGAGACUUUGAUGGCCUCUGUCACUGCAACACUGCAUCACACAACAGAUAAUCUUGCUGACUGGUGCAAGGUUGCCAAAGUUCAGCGUGUACAGACGGAGAUAGAAAAAGCAGAUGUGGAGAAACAUGAAACACUCCUCACCUCCUUCCAAGCCACCUUUGGUGACACAGAGGACAGCUACCACCACACACUGUCAGAGCUUCUUGCAGCCAUCAAAGAUAGAAAACUUCAAGAUGAUGCAAGACUUCAAACAAGGGUUGAAGACUCUGAUGACAGCAAGACAUCCAAUAGAAUCAGGGACUCACACGACACACAGAAGUCAAAGAAGGAAGACCUAAACAAAGCGAAAGUCAAAAUGACUCUGCGCGAGAUGUGUGAAGCUCAGGAGGAAGUGAUGAAGCUACUUGAGGAGAAUGGCAUAAUCAUCAAAAAAUUUCAGCGCUUAACAGCCCUGUCAAGCUUGGAUGCAGAUGGAGAAUGAGAUGUGAUUAUUAUGUACUUUUUUUAUAUUCAUGGUACUGUACUUUUAACCUUAUAGAGCUGACUGAGAAAAGUAAAGGAGGAAAAAUACCAGUCUCGUGUUUUGAUGUAAAAAAAAAAUAUGGAAAAAUUUGCAAUAUAUUCAUAUUAUAUACUUGACAUAAAGAAGAAAAUUUCAUCUUCUUGAGUGAUUGUUUUCUCUGGUGGAUUAUAUUGGUUUAUUCUUUCUACCAAUCAGCAUCUUAUAAUAUACUUGCUUAUGAUUGGGAAGAUCAAGUCCUUAGACAACCUUCUGUCAGUAUUGAGGGAUAUUUACCUUAUAGGCAUCCCCUCUCAUCACAGUCAUCAGUCCAAAAUGGGGAGACCAGACAAAAUGGCAAGAGUCCUAACUUUCAGCAUGAUGUGUUCUCAUUGGUCUGACUGACAAGUGUUGUAUCUGAUCUCUCUAUUUUGAUUGGUGGAUGUGAUGCAAUGAUGGGGUAUUGUUCAAGGAGUUUACCAUAAUAAACAAAUCAUAAGCCUUUAUAAUUACAAGAAGCUGUCGGGCUAUGUCUGCAUUCGAGCAUUUGUUUGUGAUGACUUUCUUCACACAUGUUUCUUACUCAUCCUGGUUUAUCUCUUCAGGUAUAACAAUUGAAUCCACCCCAGAAUUAGGCUGGCUUAACAAAUUUGGUAGGAAAGGAAACUAUGGACUUAUUUUUCAUUUAUUGUUUUUUAAUCAGCCUGAAAUAGAAAAGGAGUAUACAGUAUAACUUAUCUCCCAAAUAUGGUUCUUUUCAACAAGGUUUUAUCGUGAAAAUUUCUCACAGAUCAAUAAUUGUUAUAAUGAAACAGCAUCUUAAAGAUAUGCCUGUAAUUGUCAUGAAGGAACCAGAGUAAUUCAAAGAUAAAAUGAGAGUUAACAAGUUUUGACUCCCUUUCUCUCUCAGAUGUGGUGAUAUUAUCCCAUACAAGAGGAUACAUAACAUCUGGUGCCUUGGUUUGGUAAGGUAACAUUUAAGUGUACCUUAGCAAGCAAUGCUUAUUCUAAACACCUGCUUAUUUAGAUUAAAACUGAAUUAAUCUAAAUUAAAAAAAAGGUUUACCCUCACAUUGGUGUCCACAGUUUUAAUUCAGCUCUAAUGUUGUAGCGUCAUUGAGUAUACAGUACCUCAAGCUCACUUUAAACCUGUAUGUGAUUGUUCAUAAAUGCUUUACUAUAUCAUAAACUGUAGUCAUGUGUAGUAUGAGAUAAGGCAGUACAGUACAUUAGUUAAAUAGUGUUAUAACAGCAAAGGUAAAUUGAAGAACACAACUUUAAGUCUAUCCUUAUUGUAGGCUUGAGUGACUUCUGUGUAUGUAACAUGUACUGUUUCUAUAAUUGCCAUCAUACAGGCACAAACAAGCUCAGUCAUUUGGUUAAGAAACUAGCUCAAGGGUAUGAAUAGUGUCUAUUGCAUUUGAUCUUUUGUAUGAAAAAGAAACUAUUAUUGUUUUGUAAAUUUUGUUCUAUACUUAAAAUAUAUGCAGUCUUUCAUUUUAUUGUUCAGUAUUCCUAGCAUGAGACAGUAGAAUAAAAACAUGUCGAUCAUAGGUAGUGAUAUUUCUGAAGGAAAGUGGUUAUUAUUAUUAUUAUUAUUAUUAUUAUUAUUAUUAUCAUCAUCAUCAUCAUCAUCAUCAUCAUCAUUACAGUAUUAUUAUUUUUAUUGUAGCCAUUUUAGAGAAUGAAUGACAGACAAAGAAGACUGUGGUUGUUCCUGUUUCUGACCUUCUUAUAUCUUGGCACGGAAAGACUUGUAAGAGUGAAAUUUUUAUUUAUUUUUUCACUCCGGGAUCACCAAAAGCACAAACAGUACAGACUCUUCUGUUAUUUACCAUCAUUCGUUCUCUCUAACAGGUAUAUGAAAUGUGUUCCUCUGUCACAAGGAACAACUGGUGGGAGACUGUGGUGCUCUUCCUGUAAGCAAGUGGGAAAAGGCUUGUCUUUGAAAAAUAAUAUUAUUAUUAUUAUUAUUAUUAUUCCAGUUUUAUGAUUAUUAUUAUAUGUUUUUUUUUUCUUUACUAGAAGUAAAGUUAUAUAAUGAUUGUCCUCAUCAUUAUCAUCAUCAUUGUUAUUAUUCACAUCAUGUUCAUAAGAAUUCCCAUAUUAUCUAAUCCAUUCUAGGAUUUAAAUUUUAAGUCUUCUUAUAUACUAUACUGUAGUUUAAUGAUUAAUUUAAAGGCUUGUACAGUAACUACCAUUGUUGAUAGGAUACUGUACCUGUAUUAUGCAAAUCAUAAAAAUUAAGAUUUAUGUUCUAAUAUUCACAACUUGAGUGCUAUAAGUUCUCAACCUUGAGGUCAGUCAGUUUAUUGAAACUUUGGCCUUGGCAACACCAUAGUCUUGAAUUUCAUGGUGACCAUGGCAGUUUUAGGCCUUUGAUUGUCUGUGAUGGUCCUUGCAGAAAAACUCUAAGGACUCUGUUCUUUACCCCUCUUCUGUUUUGGCCUUCUCAUGAAUUUCCAAGCUUUACAUAGAUAUGUAAUUUUUUAUAAGUACAGAUUUAAAUUUUGUUUUCUCACUGUGUGUACCUCUCAAGAACAAUUAAGACAUUCUGCUAUGUGUUGCUUCAAGUUAUCUUAACAUUUAGUCAGAAGGGCUAAUUCUUAAACACUUAAGAGUUACGGGUCAAGUGAGCUCAACUCUUACUGGGCCUCAGUGUAACCAAGUCUUACCAUUAGGAUUGGGUCCUGCAGAAUGGCUCUCCACAAAAUUAAAGUCUUAUGUACUGGAGCCCCAAUCCUCAUGGUCAACUUAGGUUGGGGUCUUUCAGGACUGGGACUCAUUUUAGCUGUCAUCCCUGUAAAUGUGGUUCACAUUAUUAAAACGUGUUAUCACUUGAAGUGAUGAUAGGGCAUAUGAUAGUGUUUUUUAUUCCAAUUAUAGGUAUUACUGUAUAUUCAUACCAAUUAUGUAUGCAUUAAUUUUUUUUUGUAAUAUUGUAAAAACAAAUGUAAAUAUUUUUAUGCAUUGUUGGUGUGAAAUAAUGUAUGGUUUUUAUAUUGUGCAGAAUAUAUAUAUAUAUAUAUC